CAGAGCCGAAGGAGCUGAGGGAGCGGAGGAAAACUUUCCCAAAUGGAUUCCUCUGUCGGAUUCAGGCAUUUCUUUUUAUCCUACGUACUCAUUAACGGCUUUUUAAGGACGCUGGAAGCUAAAGAAGAAGUGCUUUUGGACAUGAGGGCAGCAGGAAGAGAGCUGGGCUGGUUGACAUGGUCCCCAAGUGAGGGAGACAGCUCUCAGAGAGACAGGACUGGGUGGGAGGUCCACCAGAGAACCCUGAACGGCUCUCAGUUCUACACCUACUACGUCUGCAACGUGGACGAGCGCGAGCAGGACAACUGGCUGCGCACCACCUUCAUCCAGCGGCACGCUUCGGCCUCGCGGGUUUUCGUGGAGCUGCAGUUCAUCGUGCGCGACUGCAACUCGUUUGACGGGGCCUCGCUAACCUGCAAGGAAACCUUCAACCUCUUCGUGUUAGAGGCGGACGCGGACGUGGGCACCACCUUCCACAAGGGCCAGUUUAAGAAGGUGGCCACCAUAGCGCCUGAUGAGAUCACCAAGAAAAACGAAAUGCACAUCAACAAAGAGACGAAAGUUGUGGAGAACCUCUCUCGGAAAGGUUUUUACCUGGCCUUUCAAGACAUCGGAGCCUGCGUUGCUAUUGUUAUGGUUAGAGUGUACUACAAAACGUGCCCGGCCACAGUGAAGAGCCUUGCGGUGUUCCCUGAGACUGUGGCCGGAAGAGAGAACCAGGCACUCAAGGAGGUGAGCGGGAAAUGCGUGGAAAAUGCCGAGAGUCAGAAGAUACCCCAGAUCUACUGUACUUUGCACGGGGAGUGGGUGGUACCAGUUGGACAGUGUCGAUGCAAACCUGGCUUUGAAGAAGUUCAAGACUCGUGUCAAGAAUGUCAGCCUGGCUUCUUCAAAGCUGAGAUGUCCAGCAGCAACAAGUGUGAGCCGUGUCCUGCCAACACCCAGGGGCUGACACAGGGGGCUUUGUUUUGUCCCUGUGUAAAUGGCUUCUACCGGGCCCCCAAGGACCCCGUCACUGGACCGUGUUCAGGCCUCCCCUCUGCCCCUCAAGAUCUUGUGGCCACCCCCAGUCUCCUCUCUACGGGAAAGCUCCUCCUCUCCUGGAAGUCUCCUGAAGACACCGGAGGUCGAAACGAUAUCACCUACAGCGUUGUGUGCCAACGAUGCGAGGGCUUCGGGUGCCAACCCUGCGGAGAGAAAAUUCGCUUCGACCCAGCCAGCACGGGGCUGACUGACACCAAGGUGUCAGUGAGUGAGCUGGACGCUCAUUUCAACUACACCUUCACCGUGGAGACGCUCAGUGGCGUGUCUGUGUUUGGCAGUAGUCAGGCAGCGCCUCGGGCUGCCAGGCUGCCGUCCUCCACCACCCUGACUACGUCUCUGCACUACACAGAACCACCCAAAAUCACCUCCAUGCGACUGGUUGAACGGGACUCCACCAGUUUGUCCAUUUCCUGGGACGUAUCUCCCCAGCCACGGGUUCUGGCCCGGCCUGUUCGCUAUGAACUCGCUUACCGCAAGAAGGAUAACAAACAUGACGUGACAACCUAUGUUGUGCUCAAACUGGAGAAGAACUCUGUUCAGAUUAACGAUCUGGCUCCAGACACGGCCUACCUGGUCAAGGUUCAGGCCUUUAGCAGCGACGGUAGGUCUGGAGUCCCCAGCGGGGAGGAACAGUUUGAGACGUCGCCCGAAGGACAACUGAACAAAACAGCAGUCAUCCUCGCUGCAUCGGUUGGAGGAGCGAUAGUGUUGAUCCUGGUGAUCGUGAUUCUGUUCAUGCGCAGACGAAAUGGCAACUCUCACAUCCGGCAAGGACCAGAAGACACUUACUUUUCAAGCUCAGAGCAAUUAAAACCACUGAAGACCUACGUGGAUCCGCACACGUAUGAGGACCCCAACAUAGCUGUCCUCAAGUUUGCCACUGAAAUCCACCCAAGCCACAUAACCAAACAGAAAGUUAUUGGAGCUGGGGAGUUUGGGGAGGUGUACCGGGGCAUUCUGAAAGCAUCUGGGAAGAAGGAGUUAGCGGUUGCGAUCAAGACGUUGAAGCCUGGCUACACGGAGAAGCAGAGGCAGGACUUUCUGAGCGAGGCCUCCAUCAUGGGCCAGUUCUGCCACCAGAACAUUAUACGUCUGGAGGGGGUGGUCACCAAAUUUAUACAUGCAAUGAUAGUAACUGAAUACAUGGAGAAUGGAGCGCUGGAUAGAUAUCUAAGGGACCACGACGGCGAGUUCUUGUCAUUCCAGCUGGUGGGGAUGCUGCACGGCAUCGCUGCAGGCAUGAAGUACCUCUCUGAAAUGAGUUACGUUCACCGAGACCUGGCUGCUCGCAACAUCCUGGUGAACACCACCCUGGAGUGUAAAGUGUCUGACUUCGGCCUGUCCCGAGUCCUGGAGGACGAGCCGGAGGGCACGUACACCACAAGCGGAGGUAAGAUUCCCAUCCGAUGGACAGCACCGGAGGCGAUCGCCUACAGGAAGUUCACCUCAGCAAGUGACGUGUGGAGUUUUGGCAUCGUCAUGUGGGAGGUCAUGGCAUUUGGUGAAAGGCCGUACUGGGACAUGAGUAAUCACGAGGUGAUGAAAGCUAUCAACGAGGCGUUCAGGUUGCCUGCACCCAUGGACUGUCCGUCCGCCGUCUACCAGCUGAUGCUUCAGUGUUGGCUUCAGGAUCGCUCUAAGAGGCCGCGGUUCGGAGACAUCGUUAGUCUGUUGGACAAGCUCCUGCGCAGCCCAGACUCACUAAAGACCAUCGCAGACUUUGACCCUCGUGUUUCCAUCCGCCUGCCCAGCACCAGCGGUUCGGACGGCUCUCCCUUCAGGUCGGUGUCUGAGUGGCUGGAGUCCAUCAAGAUGAGCCAGUACAGCGAGAACUUCACCCGGGCUGGGAUCUGCACCAUGGACCAGGUCCUGCAGAUGAAGAGCGAGGAUAUUAAGAACAUCGGAGUGAGGCUGCCCGGCCAUCUGAAGCGAAUAGCUUACAGCAUCUUGGGCUUGAAGGACCAGACGAGCACCCUGAGCGUGUUUGCAGUGUGAUCCUCACCACGAAGGGAACUGGAACUGCAGCAGGUGGACUCUAUAAACUCUUACGCUGAGCGGGAGCGGGACGGCAGGGACGGCUUUGGAUCGACGGAACCAAGAGAAACGUGCCGUCCUUUGGGCCAAAUGAAUCAGACUAACUUACUGUACAUUGUUUGAUUUCUAUUUUUAUCAGGGAAUGGAGCAAAUAUGAUAGACGUUUACUAUUUAAAUAUCUAUUUUUUUAACUGUACUUUCCAUACGAGAUGCAGUUUAUUGCAUUUUUGUCCAUUUUUCAAACAAACAGUCCACUCCAGCCUUUACAAAACGAGGAGAGGAGCUAUAUAAAUAUCAUAAAUAGCAAAUCAUGGUUCAGUUCGUUGGUGCUGAUGUCAAAAAAUGUCUUCGUUAAAUGGCGCUUGGCUCCAUUUCCUGUCAGGACGGAGCACGGGGGAGCUGAAACGAGCUUGAGCUCAUCCAGAAGCGAAUAAAAAGAUAAAACUGGACGUUUCUGGCCUCCUGCUGGCUCUGAGCAGAAAUUAAGCUAUGAUCUUAUGAGUGAUGUUCAUAUGAGGGGGUGAACGGAGGUACUCUGUGUGCAAAUUCACUUUUUUAUUUCUUGCUUGUGUUUUGCUGGUUACCAAAAAAAACAACUAACAAACACUGAGAUAAAAAAGUUUUGUAGUGUAGCACUUGGAUCAAAAAUCUUUUUUUUUUUUUUUUUGAGAAUUUCAAGCUAAAGAUGACUCAAAGUCUGGAUCUUCAGGAUUUGGGUAAAUUCAUUGUUUUGGUUUGAGAUUUUUACAUUUGUUAAAAAUAAAGA
This is a messenger RNA of Nematolebias whitei (Rio pearlfish), 3844 nucleotides long. RefSeq names its product eph receptor A2 b (gene epha2b). Lineage: Eukaryota; Metazoa; Chordata; Actinopteri; Cyprinodontiformes; Rivulidae. Gene Ontology annotation, cellular component: neuron projection; plasma membrane. Gene Ontology annotation, biological process: cell surface receptor protein tyrosine kinase signaling pathway; axon guidance; protein phosphorylation. The coding region runs from base 43 to 3039 and encodes 998 amino acids. Gene Ontology annotation, molecular function: ATP binding; protein binding; transmembrane-ephrin receptor activity. The record is from RefSeq and is a predicted model, not a curated record. The transcript has 17 exons.